This is a messenger RNA of Oryza sativa Japonica Group (Japanese rice), 3511 nucleotides long. RefSeq lists its product as uncharacterized. The record is from RefSeq and is a predicted model, not a curated record. NCBI's taxonomy places the organism in Eukaryota, Viridiplantae, Streptophyta, Magnoliopsida, Poales, Poaceae.
UGUGGGCUAAGCCGAUGGCGCCAAGGAAAGGCAAUCCCGACAGAUGGAGGCAAGAUGGGGAAGGAGAUCGCGGCGGCGGUGGAAAGGGAAGUGGGGAUCGCCGCAGCAGAAAGAAAAUGACGCGAGUGAGCCGCGGAGCCAGUCCAUGCGCUUCUAGUUCUGGUUGUGGGAGUCGACGCGAGCAAGCCGAGCUGGGCCUUCUCCUGGUGCAGAUGGAGCCGUGUGGGCACGCUGUCGGAUCACUCGCUCGUCCACGCGUCGCCAAUCUGAAUCGGGUGUGCACGGUGCGGGGUUUGCAGCCGGUCUGCACAGAAUUUUUUUCCAAGUUUGUGUCCUUUCUUCUUCCAACGGUUGCUCUCCUCUCUUCCGAGUUCCGACUUUCGAAAUUUCCAAAACCCUCGAUCAUCUCCACCCAGCGUCUCAGCCAUCGAUCGAUCAUGGAGUGGGAGGAUGAUGGGGAGGAGGCGGCGGGCUCCGGCGGCCAGCUCGGCGGCGCACCGCUGUACGCGGUGGGGGACGAGGUCGAGGUGCGCAUGGACGACCCCGGCUUCCACGGCGCCUUCUACGAGGCCACCGUCUCCGCGCGCCUCCCGUGCUCCGGCCGCUACGAGGUCAUGUACUCCACGCUCGUCGAGGGGGGAGGAGGCCGCGGCCGCCGCGGCGGUGGCCCGCUCCGGGAGACAGUCGCCGCGUGCGACGUGCGGCCGAGGCCGCCGCCGCCGCCGCCGCCGCCGCUGGCGGAGGACGGGGCGGCGCCGGGGCGCGAGCUCAACGUGUUCGACAUGGUGGAGGCGUACCACAGGGAAGGGUGGUGGCCGGGCGUGGUGUCCGCGGCAUGGCCGGCUCGCGGGCGGAAGGCGGCGGCGGCGAUGUACACCGUGUCGUUCCCGUCGUGCCGGGAAGAGGCGAAGCUCCCGGCCUCGCUCGUCCGGCGGCGGCGGGCGUUCGUGCGCGGGCGCUGGAUGGACGCGCGCGACGUGGUUCCAAGGGUGCCGCAGUAUGACGAAGGGAGCAAUGUGGAAGUCAUGUUGGAUACAGGAAAGCACCGUGCAGCCUGGGUAACUGCUACUGUCAUUAAGAUGGUUAGCAGUAAAAACUAUGUUGUUAGGCUUAAAAAUAAGGAAGGCUCAGUUAACAUCGUAGAUUACUGCUAUAUUCGACCACAACCUACCUUUGACAGAAAGAAGUUUGAGUAUGAACUGGAGCCCUCUGCAGAGGUUGAAGUGAAUCUGGGUGGUGCCUGGUCGCUAGGCGUCAUCUCAGAUGUUGGAAGCUGUGGAUAUGGGGUAAGGCUAAAAGGACAUGAUAGCUCAGAGGAAGAGGACUACAUGCUUGUGUUGCGUGCUUUACUCAGACCCUACUGCAAACAGGAUGAUCAGGAAUUGAUGCCUUGUACAGCAAAGGUAACAAAGUUGAACAAGCUAGAGAACAAGAACAUAAAAGGGAAGGCGCGCAUGCUAGUUUCAAGGAAACUGCCUAACCUAGGCUGCACACGGAGUGGUGGUAAACAAAGACACAGCAUGAAAAAGGAAUUUGCUUGUACAAGUUUGGAUCUUCCAUGUAUCUCUGCACCUAAAGAUGCUGUUGAAAUCAAGGGCAAAUCUAGUUAUGUCGAUGUAGUCGAAAUCAGUGACAACUCUGGCUAUGAUGUUAUUCAUAUCAGCGAUGAUUCGAGCUGUAACCCUAGAAGAAAGAGAAGGCGACAGAAUCUCCUAGAGGAAUAACUCCAUUCCCGGCAUACUUCCUAUCCGAUUCAAGAAUCACAAUCCAGGCUGAAUAUGUCACCAGCACGAAGUCCUUUGAACUGUGACCCGUUGCUAGAUGUAAUGAGGCAUCCUAAAGUAGAGUCGUGCAACCAUGUGUUAUCACAAUCUUGUCGCCAUUGGAAACACCACAGGCUCAUUUCAACAACAAUGCUGGGCAGCUAAUUCCUCUGCCAAGUUAUCCGGUAUUAGAGAAGUUGCCAGUUAAAGUGCUUCCUGAAAUGAAUGAAAUGAAAGAAACAAAUCAUGCUCAUUUACAAGCUGAGUUCUUGGCACCUGAUGAUUGUACAGCCGGAGACCAAAACUAUGCUCUGCCUAUAAAAGUUGAGGUGGAGAGCUGGGUCGCUGAUAUCCGCAAGAAAGAAGCAGGUACCGGUCUGACUACCUCAAACAACUCAAUGCAGACAAUUACUGAUAGUGGUGAAGACAAUUCAAGAAGGCCACGAUCAGGAGAUUCUGAGAUACCAAAUUCCAGUAAAUUAGAACCAUAUUCAUCUGAGCAACAAAGACAUACGUUUCAAUUUGUUUCUCGGAACAAACUGGAAGUGCCAGUGAGACAUAAGAAGGCCCCUGAUGCUCUGGAGAUGAAUACCAAUUCGGUUGUCUUCUCUCCCAAGGAGCAAACACACUGUAAUUUGGAGAUCUUUAGUCCAAACUCCAAGAAGAUCAUUGAUGCGUCACACUAUGAAAGUUAUGCGUCAUUACAGCAGCAUCCUUUGGGCCAAUGUCAAGUUCCAAAUUAUUGGAGUGCUGCAGGGCAAUCUUCAUUUGUGCAUCCGAGCAUAACAAUGAACCUAUUCACAAUAUUGCCAGCACCUAACAGUCAUCCAACUACUUUUGCCUCAAGCUUGUUGAUGGGGCCUUGUGAGAAAAUAGAGGUUUUUGAGAAUCUGCCACAAUUACCACAUUUCGGAAAGUUGAUUGGUUGCCCUCCUGAGCUCCGCGAAGGAAAGGCUCUGGGGCUAAUGGCAUCCUUCGCAAAUAUAGCAGAGAGCAUACAAAACAUGUGAAUUCAGGACGAAGAAAACGUCUUUGAGGAGAAACUGAGGUGCCUCUCGGAAUUGGAAGAGGACGGAUUUGAUGUUAGGGCCCUGAAGGAGCGGCUUGAAAACCUCGUGAGCAUAAAGAAUCACCAGACAGAACUCAAGAAGAAAAGAGCAAGAUUGGAUCAGUUCAUGCUUGAGAGAGAGGUGGACAAUGCCUCUGUAGAGCAAAGCCAGAAGCUGCUCGACAUAAUGAUCAAGGAGCUUGAGCUGAAACUUUUAGAGUACCGAGAGAAGAAGGCAUCACUCGUGGAGAAGAAAGCAGCGAACUGUUCGGAAAUUGCAAAGCUCCAAGGCGACAUGGAUCAAAUUGAGGAGUCAUUCCUUUCUGCCGAGUAUGAUUUCCACACCACCGCUGCUGCGCCGUGGUAAACAUUGAUGACAGCAGAGAGCUCUGUUCACAGUUCACCUAGACAUAUCACAUACGCAUAUGGUUCACUGAUGUGAUGUGAUCCAAUGCAUUAGGGGAAUGAGGCAGCUAGUUCUCUUUUGCCUAGACUUGAAAUGCUGAACUUAAUUAAGUUUGUAUGUAUAAUGGUUGUCACUUGAAUUUGGUAGAUCAUCUCAUUCAAUCAGGCUUGCCCCCCUGACAUUGAUAUGCGCUGUUUGGCCUUUAACCCCCCCCUUAGUGUUGGCCAAUCAAGCAGCUGUAAUUUUCUUUGUAUUCUCUUGGUUGUAACCCCUGUACUCCGUUUUUUUUUUCUA